AUGAAGUGUACAUUGGCUACCCUUGUGCUUGCGGCCGUCGCAGCUGCUGCACCAACAUACCAAGCCCCAGAUUCCUUCCAGAUCAAAAGCGUCGUAUCUGGCGGCUCAGGAUGUCCUCAAGGUAGCAUCGACAUUGAUUGGACUGAGCAAGGCAUUCUACCCAUCUACUUCAACAAACAGUUCACGGCACGCGUAGGCAGCGGCAAAGGUCCCGAAGAGUCACGAAAGAACUGCCAAAUCAAUCUCGGUCUCGAGUUCAGCCCUGGCUUCUCCUUCGCCGUUUUCAGCGCCGACUACUCUGGCUGGGGCGAGCUUGACUCUGGCGUCACGGGCGUUGUAAAGUCAACCUAUUACUUUUCCGGCGAGCAAGACCAAACCUCAUCAGCGCUCGUCAUCGCCGGUCCAUUCAACGGCAAAUACUACAAGCAGGAUAACGUGCCGGCGGUAGUGUGGUCACCCUGUGGCCAGGACGCCUUGUUCAACAUUAACAGCGAGGUUGUCUUGACGCCAUUUGCUACGCCUGCUAAUGGCGUGCUUGCUGCAACCAAGGAGUCUGGAAGGUUUACGUCCAAGUUGUACUUUCAGUGGAAGAAGUGCUGA
Bipolaris zeicola 26-R-13 is the source of this 600-nucleotide messenger RNA. RefSeq lists its product as uncharacterized. Bases 1 to 600 code for a protein of 199 amino acids. The record is from RefSeq and is a predicted model, not a curated record. NCBI's taxonomy places the organism in Eukaryota, Fungi, Ascomycota, Dothideomycetes, Pleosporales, Pleosporaceae. The transcript has 2 exons.